AGACCUCCUUCCAGAUCCUUCAGACCCAGUUCUCCACAAGUAGUUCCCGGCUCCAGAUCAGGCUCUUCCUUGGGCAGUAGACCAGGAACUCCAUCGUUUAUAAAAAAUCAGGAACCUUACACGGGCACCAUAUCUGUGUCUAUCAGACCAAAUCCUCAUAGUGUUAAUUCCUCUCAACCCAGUGCCUGGGAGGUGGACCAUUUUUCUAACACCAUCACUAAUACUUCAGACUAUACCUCGUUCACUUUUGAUAACGUGUUCUCACCAGACACUGCUCUCACAAACAGAGAAGUAUAUACGAGAUCAUGUUCCAAUAUAGUCAGCCAAUUCUUGAACCAGGGCUAUAAUGGUACAGUAUUUGCCUAUGGUAUGACAGGUUCAGGGAAAACAUUUUCAAUGAAGGGAGAGGUUGGCGACCCUGGUUUUGUAGAGUUGGCCGUAGAAGAUAUAUACCGAAAGAUCGACAUGGACAGUCUUGCUAAAGAAUACACUAUCAGCAUCAACUAUCUUGAAAUCUACAAUGAGAAAAUCAUCGAUCUAUUGCUGGCAAGUUCAACAGCAACUAUGGAUUUGAAGAUCCGCGACGACCCUAUUCACGGAACUAAAAUAGUAGGAAUAACCACACCUGUCAUUUCAUCUAAAGAACAGUUAUUGCUGUUGAUAAAGAAAGGAGAUAUCAACAGAAAAACAAGUGCUACAGAUUUCAAUGCAAGAUCCUCAAGAUCGCACUCCAUUCUUCAGAUCAGAUUGGCCACUAUUGACCUCAACAAUAGAACGGAACAGCAUUCCACCUUGUCUUUGUGUGACUUAGCAGGUUCAGAAAGAGCUACUUCCAGUGUAGAAAGAAGAAAAGAAGGUGCUUUCAUCAACAAGUCGUUAUUGGCUCUUUCCACCGUAAUCAACAAGUUAUCUUCGGCAUCUUCUGGCAACGGACCAACUGGUGCAGACCAUAUUCCAUAUCGUGAUUCCAAGUUAACAAGAUUGCUCCAGCCAGCUUUGUCUGGAUCUUCGUUGGUGCUGAUUUUAUGCACAAUUCAUUUGGGCUCUGGUGUCAGCCAGACUCUGUGUGUCUCAGAGACUUACAACACGUUGCGGUUUGCUGCUCGUGCCAAAGACAUCAUCAUGAAUGUUGAACGUAACUCAACUUCUUCCUUCAGUGGAGCAGACUCUAUGCUUCUUAUAGAGGAAUUAAGAAAGACGAUAGAGUCGCAAAAGAAUGAGAUUUCAAUCUUAAAGCUCAAUGGUAAUAUCGCAGGUCUGGGACAUGGCUCUAUCUCUGGCAAUGAGUCAAUGAAAGUUGCACAACUAGAGGCAGACAACAGAGUAUUGAAGGAAAAGAUAGAGCAUCUCACACGACUUACAGACUUGCAAAAGACUGAAACUGUGAUCUUGAAAAACGAUGCUCUUAACGAUAUAUUAGCUGGAGGAGGUUCGCUGCACACAAUGAUGGCUAACCUCGAAGAUUUCCACAAGAGAGUCAACUAUGAAAUGGAAGAAUACAAGUCGUAUAUAUACCAUCUUGAAAACCAGGUACGUCUUGCACAUCAACAGAAUAUUGUUGACAACAAACCAAGUUCGUCAUCUGCUAUGGAGGGAAUUACUACUGAUGCGGAUCUUGAAGCUGUAUUGAAAGACCAGGAAGAUGAAAUUCUACAAUUGAAAGAACUCUUGAAAGACAAGGAUCACAUUAUCCAGACUCUUACCAAGACUUCUAAGGUUCGUAGACUUGGAAUGUCCAAUUCUGCCAAUUCCAUGCAACACAGCAACCCAUCUGGCAAACCGAUUGUAUCAGGUUUCAGAAAUGACAACCCAAGUUCUCCCACUAGAGGAAACAAGGAAAAUGAGCCUUAUUUGAAAGACUUUAAUAUCAGCCCUAAGAAACCAAAGGAAAGUAUAGACAUUUCCGAAACUGCUGGUAUCAAAUUCGUUAUAUAA
Scheffersomyces stipitis CBS 6054 is the source of this 1935-nucleotide messenger RNA. RefSeq names its product Kip2p (gene KIP2). The transcript has a single exon. The record is from RefSeq and is a predicted model, not a curated record. Gene Ontology annotation, molecular function: microtubule motor activity; ATP binding; microtubule binding. Gene Ontology annotation, biological process: microtubule-based movement. The annotation marks the transcript as partial. NCBI's taxonomy places the organism in Eukaryota, Fungi, Ascomycota, Pichiomycetes, Serinales, Debaryomycetaceae.